Molecule: messenger RNA, 1916 nt
Organism: Ilyonectria robusta
Lineage: Eukaryota; Fungi; Ascomycota; Sordariomycetes; Hypocreales; Nectriaceae
Exons: 6
Coding region: 250-1752 (500 amino acids)
Biological process (GO): regulation of transcription by RNA polymerase II
Molecular function (GO): DNA-binding transcription activator activity, RNA polymerase II-specific; zinc ion binding
Source: RefSeq, a predicted model, not a curated record
GGCUGUUGUUUGGGGGCAUCCCACCAUCCGACUUGGGUUGUAACAGGCAAGGUCCAGAUUUCAAUACGAGUUGCAGCAAGUGUCGAUGGCCUUCCUUCUAAGACUGUGCCUCAUCAGAUCGUCGCCUCCUUGGGGCAUAUUUCCAGCCCUGUCCCCGAGUCGAGAGCUAUAGAUCUUGACGAGAGACGAGCAUGUGGGUGAGGCUAUUUAUCAGUGUGAAGGCAAGCCACAGUAUGCACACGUGAGAAUAUGGCUCCCCCCAAAGACCGCAAGAGGAGAUUCCACCGACGGAGCAAGAAUGGCUGCCAGACGUGUAAGAGACGACAUGUUCGGUGUGACGAACAGAAGCCACUUUGCACCAACUGUCUCCAAACAGGCAGUGAAUGCAUCUAUCCUGUUCCCCAACAAUCAUUACCAUCCAAUGAAUCAUCGCCCUCCAACAGCGGGAGCGCGAGCGGCAGCGGCAGCGGCAGCGGUAGCGGGAACGUUAAUAUCGACAUCGAGGCACAGAUGGUGUUGGCCGAGCCUGCAUCUGGGCUGAUCGAUCCCCUCAAUGACUAUGUUGGGGGUUCGUUUGAUGCACUCCCCGAACCUUCUAAACGACUGCUGCGUCACUUUUCCCAGUAUACUGUAUGGGGACAAAGACCUGUUGCUCGAGAGCUCCAGUCCUCGGCGAUCCAGAAGUCCUUUGAGAAUCCGGGGUACAUGCAUAUGUGCCUCAUGCUUUCGGCAUGUCAGUGGGCAUGGGUGACAGGCUCGAUGGACGAAGUCCGGAUCCCGUUCCUUUACCACAAAGCGGCGACAUAUCAAUUCGCAAGAGAACAGCUUCAAAGUCCUGAGGCGGCACAGAGCGGAGACACCAUGUUGGCAAUUUCUGCACUUGCACUUACCGAGGGCGCUAUCGGAGAGUUAGAUGCUUCCGCGAGACAUCUCCAAGGAAUACAGUCCGCAGCGAGGGCAUGGAACAUGGCCGACCAAACCCCUACGUUGCCACAGAGCAUGUUGAAGAUGAUCGGAGACGGAUUGCGAACGGGGAAAUCAGAAAAGCUGGUUAACGUGCCAGGAUACACACCGAUAUUCAUGGGCCUCUUGUUCGCGUCCAUCUGGGACAUCACGGCAUUGCCACCGCGGGAGGCACCGAGAUAUGGAUGGUGGGAGGAUCAAGACACACAAGCGGCCAGGUUGUGGCAGAACCACACCAGGGAGCUCAACCUCAACUACGAGAUAUCACGGGGCUUCAACACGACCCAGUACAUCCCCCGAAUCCUCAACGGAGACCCGAAAAGUAGCCGAACAAGUUUCAUCGCCACCUUCUUCUACCUCUGCUCCGAGCUGGGUCACCGAUACUUUGACGUAACCUUAGUCGACUGGCUUCUCGAACAGCUCAUCGACGACGUCAACGCGGGCGAGGAAUACCUCCAGACAAGUACGUGGACCCAACCGCUGUGGCUCUGGUGUACCAUGUUUGGGGCGGCCAUAGCCUCGACGGGGCGAGCGACGAACUCAGUGGAGGAGAGACAGUUAGAAAGGUGGCGAGAAGUGUAUAACGAUAAAAUGAGGCUGGUGGGCCGAGUGCUCGGGAUCAGUAGCUGGGAAUCGGUCAAGGCUGUGCUUUCAGGACUCCUGGGCACCUUCGAAGGGCAACUGGAACAAGGACUGAAGGAGCUUUGGGAGGAGGGUGUUGUUCGAGAGGAACCCUCUGGUGAAGACACGAUAGAUCCAUCAGUGAUAGAGCUAAUGGAUCAAGACUAGGAUAUGCAUAAUGCCUCAACAUCGUCACCCCUCUCCUUGGUCCCCGAGCAUUUGUCAUUCUGGAGCCAUUAUCGGUGUGUGAUGAUAGCCACGUCAACAGAAGUGAGGCAUCACAAUCUCGAGCCGUCGGCAGUUGAUGUAGCCCCUGAAGCUUGCAUUACACG